This is a messenger RNA of Camelina sativa (false flax), 1087 nucleotides long. RefSeq names its product NAC domain-containing protein 5-like. Gene Ontology annotation, biological process: regulation of DNA-templated transcription. The record is from RefSeq and is a predicted model, not a curated record. Lineage: Eukaryota; Viridiplantae; Streptophyta; Magnoliopsida; Brassicales; Brassicaceae. Gene Ontology annotation, molecular function: DNA binding.
CCUGUAUAUUUAAACACUUCAGCGUACUUCUUUCUACUUACAGAAAGCUCUCUUCUAAGUUCUCUGAAUCUUAACAUUCGAAUCUUAAAAUAAUUCGAAAAAACCUGUCCUCUUCUCUUUUCUUGUUUUUUUUUGUUCUCUUUUCUGUUUACCUUAAUCGGUUACUGGUCUGAAAGUUAUGUCCCUCUCGAAAUUGGCUAAUACGAUCGGUUUCAGGUUCUGUCUGACCGAAGAGGAGAUCAUCGACUAUUACCUCCGGAUCAAAAAUCUGGAAAGUAACACGAGCCAUGUCGAUGAAGUCAUUAGCACAGUCAAUAUCUGUAGCUCCGAUCCUUGGCAUUUACCUUCCAUGGCGACUACCAUAGUUGAAACGACCGAUCUGGUUUGGUAUUUCUUUGGUCGUAUAGAGAACAAAUACAACACAGGUGAUCGACAGAACAGAAAAACACAUACCGGGUUUUGGAAGAAAACCGGAGAGACAGUGGAUAUCAAGCGAAAGAGCGGCAAUCGCGAAAAGAUUGGUGAAAAAAGGGUUUUGAUGUUUUACUUGAAAGGUGGAUUGAACUCCAAAUGGGUUAUGCACGAGUAUCACGCUACCUUCUUCUCUCCUCCUAACCAGAUGAUGACAUAUACACUCUGUAAAGUAGAAUUUAAGGGUGAAAUGAGAGAAAUUGAGAAAAGUCGCUCUUUAUACCCAGCUCCGAUGAGUAAUGAUAAUAUUGGUGGUUUGAUGAUUAAGAAUCCAUGUCAGAUUACUGGAUCUCCUCUAGAUUUGGUUGCAACGGACUGGGCUAUGGGUAAUAUAUUAAAUCCUGAUUUCGUAGGCUUAUUAGAUGGCAAUGACAUGAAAUUGUAAAUACUCAUGUGUUUAGAUGGCAAAAUUGGUUAAGAAUAAACUGCAGUAGUGAAAUGUGUGGCUUUUGCCAAUUAUAAAUAGUGACAUAUACUACUUUACUAAUUAUGUUUGAAAAUGUACUAAAUUGCAAUUUUCUCAAAUUUUAUUAUGUUACCUAAUAAUCUCCUCUGUUUUCAGCAACGCCGGCUUAAACAUAUUAUAUGUCUAUCUUGUUUUUGUAACUUUUCCAAA